Molecule: messenger RNA, 1270 nt
Organism: Jatropha curcas
Lineage: Eukaryota; Viridiplantae; Streptophyta; Magnoliopsida; Malpighiales; Euphorbiaceae
Gene: PSF1
Product: partner of SLD five 1
Biological process (GO): DNA replication; DNA strand elongation involved in mitotic DNA replication
Cellular component (GO): GINS complex
Source: RefSeq, a predicted model, not a curated record
GCAUUGCUGAAAAACGACUCCGCUAAAAACGCUUACUCACGUUUAGCACAUGUGCAGUUGCGCACAAAAUCUUAACCACUUUUUAGCGGUUAAUUUCCAAAUUCUGUGAAAAAUUCCCGCCAAAAUCGCUUUGCAUCUAAGUCACGAACUCUUCCACUUUCCUUCUUCUGCCGGCUGUCCUGUUUCUUUAUUACUAAACACCAAAGACUGGUGUAUUUCCCAUCUCCAAUCUCAAAAUCCAUUUGUUAAUUGCCUUCGAUUUCUAAUCCCCUAGUUUACAUCGUUUUACAAACACAAAACUUGAAGAAAACCACGUAAAUACCACGGCAAUGGCUCUUUCAUUGUCGCAAACCACUACCACUUGAAACUGAAAGAUUCUCCAUCUCAAACUCUAUUCACAACCGCCACCAUCAUUAUCGCGCUUCUCCAAGUGGACUACGGCCACCAGUUAAUCUUCUCCGGCAAAGUCGACUAAAACAAAUUGAGGAAGAUGUAUGCAAAAAAGGGAUACGAGCUAGUAAAAGAAUUUGCCAGUGGUGAAAAAGGCCAGCUUCAGCCAUUUAAUGAGGAUCUGUUUAAUCAAGUGAUCGACCAGUGUUCUCAGCAUUACCUUGAGCUUCAGGCUUUAAUAAGGAAAAUGCAGGGGGAAAAUGUGGAUGUGAAAGAAACUAGAAAUGAAGACCACUAUGGAGCACUUGUUCACCACCUUUCUUUAAUUCGGAACAAGCGCUGCUUAAUGGCAUAUGUGUACAACCGAGCAGAAAUUGUACGUAAUUUGGCAUGGAAAGUAGGGCUCGAGUUCCUUGAGCUUCCAGAAGAAAUUCAAGAGAAGAUCAGUCACUCAGAAAAAAAUUACUAUGGGAAGCAUUCUGCUGCUCUGCAAUCAUAUAUGGCAGAAGUGGGCAUCGAUUUGAACGUGGAUAUGGUGCCGCCGAAGGAUCCCUACAUCAAGGUGAGAGUCCUUGAUGAUAUGGGUGAAGGGAUAUUACUGAGUGAUAAGACGGCCAAUCUUGCCCGCCACUCGAUGCACUUUCUGAAACGAACUGAUGCUGAGCAGUACAUUGCUCGGGGUUUGAUGGAAGAGCUUACAGGCUGACCCAAGAGCAAGAGAAUCUGUAGAUAAAGGAAGCUAGAGGACCUCAUUUUCAUGGAACACGAGAACUUAGUUGAAAGGAACACAGUUAAAAUUGUGAAGUAGAACUCUAGAGGAAGUUUAAAAACUUUUGGAUGCUUAUUAUUUUAUUUAAUAUUCUUAUCUUGGGUUGAUAUU